Mastomys coucha (southern multimammate mouse) is the source of this 4740-nucleotide messenger RNA. It is a transcript of the gene Pom121l2, whose product is annotated as POM121 transmembrane nucleoporin like 2. The record is from RefSeq and is a predicted model, not a curated record. Gene Ontology annotation, molecular function: structural constituent of nuclear pore. Gene Ontology annotation, cellular component: nuclear pore. Gene Ontology annotation, biological process: RNA export from nucleus; protein import into nucleus. The transcript has a single exon. The coding region runs from base 208 to 3312 and encodes 1034 amino acids. Lineage: Eukaryota; Metazoa; Chordata; Mammalia; Rodentia; Muridae.
CUCUCGAGCACACCCGCUCGUCCCAUCUUCAAGUACGGUGAAGGGAUUCAAAUUGCUCAGAGUCUCUCCCAGCUCAGAGUUUGGGAAACUGGGAUGCGCGCCAGUGCGCAUCCAGAUCCCAGGCCCGGUCCUGCCUGGAUGCUGGACACCGAGCCCCCUUGAGCUCUGCCAGGAUGGCGCUCAGACCGCAGAUUCCAGAGCCGGCUGAUGUGGUUGCCGAGGCCCGCGUGUCGCCAGCUCCCCGGUUCCCUCGCGCUUUUCUGGCGUUCUUGGCUCAACCGUCACUCGAGCAGCGGAUGCCCGGAUUCGGCCACCUCCGCCGAGGUCCGAAGCAUCCGAAGUGGAAACGGGGCUAGAAGUCACCGCCCGUCCGCGCCUCUCAGCAUGGGCAGCUACCUGGGCAAAGCGGGGUCCUCGCCGCGGUCCCCAGCACAGGGACGUGCAGACGCACGGGAGAAGCCUGCGACCCGCCGACCUGCUAGGCCCCUCUACCAGGUCCACCGUGUGCAGCACGUCCACCGCGCCCAGCCCGCCCGGAGACACAGGCCGGCCCGGAGGCCGCCCAACUGGGAUCCCGCCAACCCUGCCGCUUUCGUCAGUGAGGCCUGGAGGCGCUUUCCCAUGAAGAGGCCACAGAACCCCAUCAUGGGCUCUCUUCCUUCAGACUGGUGGGAAAGUUACCUGAAGCGUAAUAUUUGGUCCCUUCGUCACCCUCGGGCCACAUGGAGUCCGGUGACAGUCAAGAUCUCGCCUCCUGAGCGGAGACAACGGCCCUUGUUCCCAGUCUCGAGAGUGGUGAACUCCGCUGGGCCUUCAGAGGAGCCACCAGGGUCUUGUGUAAAGGACCCGGUGCUGAGGGCCCUCCUCGAGCGAAGGAAGGGCAUAGCCAGGUGGGAAGAGCCACUGUUCCCUGACAGUUCCGACAGUCAAAGGCAUUCGGCCACCAUAUGGUCCGCCUUUAAGCCCCUGUUGAAAAGUGGGGCCACUGUUUCAUUUGUGGCCAGGCCUGGGUCUCUGAAAAGGAGCCCCCAGGUCCAGAGCUCAGAUCAUAAAUGUAAGAGGUCCAGUUGCUCCUCUGUGGCCCUCUUGGCCAGCAUACAUACCCAAGGCCCCCCCAGCACAAAAAGAAAUGCUAUUACCAGCUCUUAUAGCUCUUCUAGAGAUCUCUCAGAAUCUUGGAAGAGACAUUUUUCCAAGACGUCAGUCCAGACUCCAGAAUGGCCAUUGAAAAAGACAGGAAAAAGUCCUAAUUCUCACCUCUUCGUCACACCCAGGAGCUCUGGGCAGCUAAAUGGGAAGAUUCCUCGACUGCGAUCCGGUUCUAGGCACCUGCUGACUGUACCUUGCCAGCAAGGUCCUGUUGUCACUGAAGAUGACCCAAGAUUAGAGGGGCAAGCUGUACCGAGCUACCAAACCCCAGAAGCUACAACUGGGGCAGCCAGAGACUCCAUUCCAGAGAUCAGGGUUGGAAUUCAGCCUCCCUUGUCUCUCCGUCCGUCGUCUUCUGAGACAGUACUUAGUACCCACGUGAAGCCUCAGCUUGAAAGCUUAAAGAAUAUGCCUGCCCCACAUGGGUGCUCACAGUUAGAGCACACUCAAGGCAUCUCUUCAGACUCCAAACCCUCAGUUGCUUCCAUCCAGGCGUCUCCAAGCUCUCCCACAACACCAGUCACUGAUUCCACCUGGCCAUCUUCAAUCCCUCAGGCUCACAGGUCUGCUGUGCCCCCACACUCACCUGUCAUUAUCCCCACAGCACCCACCACACACAGUGCUUUGGUUGAGGUGGUGAGUGGUCCAAUUCUCCAUCUUCCUGCUUCUGUACUUCCUGUGGACAGGUCUGCUCACUUGGCAUUAAAACCUAUUUGGGGGUCUGUGCACAGUACUGAGGUUAGAACUGCGUCAUACUCCAGAAUUUCUGUCAUGGCUGAGGCAUCUUCAAGCUCUUCUCUCUCCACAACUCCAGGUAGCUUAAGGCCCACCUUCAAGCCUGCACAGAACAGUAUAGAACCACUUAAAACUAUGUCUGAGACAGCUCCUGUGUCCACCGGGCAGCCCUCUCCUUCACUGAGUUUUGAUUCUACCCAUCUUUUCCAGAGCCUAGCCAGCACAGCUCCCUGUGUGGUUACAUCUGCUAUUCCAGCCAGCAAAUCCAAAGAUCCUGGUGUGGAUUUGAACAUAGUGACCAGCACCACAGGCAACUCUUCCUCUGUCCCUUCUUGCGAUACUUUCCUGCUUGGAGCUUCCCAGGAUUUUCCCUCAACCACUGAUUUACUUUCCUCUUCCCAAUGCCCCAGGAUCCCCACUGUACACACUGUCACUAUCUUUAGCCAGGUUCUUACUAGUGCCAUCAAGAUAUCGCCUCUUAGAAGCACUGGUAAACUGAAGGGGGUAGGCAACCCUCUAGCAACUUUGGCCUUAUCAUCCACAGACCAGCAUCCUGUGACCUCAAGCCCCUCCAAGGUGACUUCAGCUCUCACAGCAUCUGUGCAGUCAAGCCCAAAGACACCUUUUCCACCAUCCCAAAGAAAUACUUCUCAACCUUCGCCUGGGGCCAUAGAUGGGCGAAAGCAGUCUUCUCUCCAACUAGCUCCUGCCCAAAGCUUCAGUACCUCUUUCCUUUCAGACAACUCAGGUGUGUCCCCAACCCAGAUGUUAUCACCUGCUCAACUGGUCCUUAGCAAGGCCACACAGCCAGCUUGUGGGGGGUUGACAUCUUCAGCUCCCAUGACCCACACUCCUGCCACCGACCAGCCAGGCUUUGGCAGUCCUCUGGCUGGGUUUCCAUUCAGCAAAGCUAGUUCAGCUGCUCUUAGGGUUGUCAGGCAGAACCACCAGAGUCUGACCUACAGUUCAGUAUUUGGCAGCACAGCCCCGAGACCUUUUGCUUUUGGAGGAUUAGUGACCCCUAUGGAUUGUGGGGAGCCUGAGGUCAUUGUGGCUGCCCCACAAAGGAGCACUUCAGGAGCAAGACAGAGUGUGACCCCAAGCACCCUAGCUCCCUUUGUGCAAUGCUGGAACCAGAGCAUGCAGGGCCCUCCUAAGCAGAUCACACCUUUGGCUGGCAUUCCUGCAAGAAAGAUCAUGUCUGGGGCCCCCUCCCUGGUCCCCUUUGCUCAGAGUACCCCUGUACCUGGAGCAAUUAAGUCGGGUAGCAGUCUUGGCAUUGGGAUGUCCUCUCCAACUGUGCAGGGUUCUGUGGGGAGAGAUCCUUUCAGAACAUUGGAACCUUCAUUCUGUAUUGGUACAAAAUCAAAAACCCUAAGGAAUCGGGAGCCAGGGCGCUCCCGAAAACAUCACACUUACAAGAAAUAGCCCACUCUGUCACACUGCAACAAAGAGCCUUGGUCUCUUUUAACUCCCUAUAACAAACAAGACCAAAAGUGAAAGCUGUAGGUGUCAUAAUCUAAGUCUUCCAAGAAGAUAGACCACCAAUGUGUCAUCAAGUGCUGGCAGAGAAUGAGGCUACGUGAACCUAAAACCACAGAAGCAGUGUAGAAACUCUGAUGCCCUUUCCAUACACUCCUCUCUGUGAGCUCCACAAAUGCACAGCCUCCCAUGUGAGGAAUGGCCAUGGCAGGAAGAUAACAAGCAUCUGUGGAGGAGACAGGUUGAUUCUACAUCUUAGCCUCUCUGUAUUGGGGCUCUAAGAAGUGCUUGACUGUCUUUAAUCUUACAGAGACACCAAGUACUCCAUGUUUGUUUCUCUGGAGGGUGUGGGGGAGGGUUUCCUGGGAGUGUCUGGGUGUGAUCUGAUCUGUGUUCAGCCUGUUCUUGAGGAUCAAGAUUAUCUCUGAGGAUUUUUUUUGUGUGUUGCUCCUUGCCCCACCUUCUCUAUAAAGCCGAUCCAGUCUUUUCCCAAGGAGGUAGUGGCUUAGCCCCAUCCUUCAUUAGGUCAACUUAAUGUAUAAGACUCACUAAUGAAGAUUCAUCCUGUCAUACCUGAAAGGACGGUCAUCCCUCAGGACAGGAAGGGAGGCUCGUGGCCAGUUCCCUCCGGGAUCAAAGCAGGCCAAUCCCUCUUUCUACUACUAGCUUUCCACUUGCUGCCCUCUGCUUGGCCUUCAGGGAGACUUAAUCUUCUCACUGUUAGUUUCUGGUGUGUGUGGUGUUAGGUUUGGAGGCGGUAUGAAGUUGUCAGAGCCAAAUUUCAAUUGCAUAAAUGUCCAUCUGUGGUUUGGCUGAUGGGAUCAAAGAGCAUUGCUUCAGGCUGCAGGGGUGAUUCACCCUCAGUGCACAGCUGCAGUGUGACCUUAGAGGAUGGAUUCCCAGGGAGCCAGCCGGAAGGCAGCAGAGAAAAAUGGAAUGGCCAGGAUGCUGAAGCCUUCUUUCUUGUCCCUACACCACAGACCAUGCUAGGAACUGCAAAUGCCCAAGUACAGAAACUAAAACUUAGCAUUUCAUUUUUAUUUUUAUUGGUGCUUCAUCAAAUCCGCCCUUUCUAUAUUCACAUCUUUCUCUAAGAGGGUCAGCCAAACAUGAAACCCUUAGGCCAAGCAACAAAGCAACAAAAGGUGAACACAGCAGGCAUAUCAUCUGACUCCAGCUCUCAGGCUGGUAGGAAGUGCAUGAGUAAGCUGGUCAUCUUCCUUAGCACUUCUUAGCAACCACCACACACAAACUAAGGCAUACAUGCUUCUUUGGGUACAUUUAUUUUUUAAUGGAUACCUUGGAGAAAAUCUAAUUGAAAAAGUCAUUGACCUUAAAUUGAAUGAUAAAAUAAAAAUAUAUUGUUGAAAAAAA